Molecule: messenger RNA, 11717 nt
Organism: Alligator mississippiensis (American alligator)
Lineage: Eukaryota; Metazoa; Chordata; Crocodylia; Alligatoridae
Gene: KLF12
Product: KLF transcription factor 12
Exons: 11
Coding region: 475-1845 (456 amino acids)
Biological process (GO): regulation of transcription by RNA polymerase II
Molecular function (GO): DNA-binding transcription factor activity, RNA polymerase II-specific; RNA polymerase II cis-regulatory region sequence-specific DNA binding
Source: RefSeq, a predicted model, not a curated record
CAGCCCCAUCAUGUGAUGCGGGGAAGUCAUUUGCAAGUACAACAGUUCUCUGUGGUGCCCCCAUUCAUUUCCUGAGAGCUGCAUUAGAGCCGCUGAAGGGAGACUGGUGUGUGUGCGUGUGCAUGACUGCGUGUGACACGGUGUGUGUGUAUGCCAGGGACUGAGAGAGAGGGGAGACUGUGUAAAGGCAAAGAGAACAAAUCUCUCCUGCUCUGCAGCUUCUGGUCAGAUCUUUAAUCCUACAGUCAUUUUAAGAAUUCAUAAUGACCAACAAAAGAGAAAUUGGAAAAACAGCUUUUUAAAUGCUAGUAAUUCAGCACUCAUUUGAAACUGCAGGGUAAACUUUGGUGGCACCCUGAAGGAUAGAUGCUGCUUUGACUGGCUACACAGAUGAUUCCUAGCUAUAUCUGAAGACUUCUAUAAUGAUGGAGGCUUGAAGUGCAUCUAGGAACGAAUGGAUGACUGAGUAUUCAUAUGAAGAGGAAAGCCAUAAAAGACAUCAGCGCCUUUGAAAACAGAAUGCUUAUGCUUGAUGGGAUGCCGUCUGUCAGAGUCAAAACAGAACUGUUGGAAUCUGAACAAGGGUUACAAACGGCCUCUGUGCCAGAGGACUGGCGGCCUACCAACAUAACACCCAUCUUCAAAAAAGGCUCCAGAGGCAAUCCUGGGAACUACAAACCAUCUCCAAUCGCCCACAGCUACCCAGACAUGGAAACUGGACCCUUGUUGCUAAACAACAUGAAGGCUGAUACCCCAGAGGAUUCAUUAUGUACAGACGAUUUCCAAACACAAACUGAGCCAGUGGACUUAUCAAUAAACAAAGCCAGGUCAUCCCCUACAGCAGCUUCAUCUUCACCAGUUUCCAUGACAGCAUCAGCUUCCUCUCCUUCUUCUACUUCAACUUCAUCUAGUCGGCCAGCUUCAUCCCCUACAGUAAUAACAUCAGUAUCUUCAGCGGCAUCCGUACCAUCAGUAUUAACUUCAGGUCCUCUCGUGGCCUCUGCAUCUAGUGUUAGUAGCCAGCAGUUUUUGCACAUAAUCCAUCCAGUACCACCCUCAAGCCCCAUGAACUUACAGUCCAACAAAAUGAGUCAUGUGCACCGUAUUCCAGUUGUGGUGCAGUCGGUACCUGUUGUCUACACAGCUGUGAGAUCACCUGGGAAUAUGAACAAUACCAUAGUAGUACCACUGUUGGAGGAUGGGAGAAGUCAUGUCAAAGCUGGUACACUGGCAGACUUGGUGGGGAAAGAAGCUGAUUUGAAUAGAGAAACUGGCUGGGGAGAAGGAGAGAAAAAAGAAAUACAAGAAGCACAAAUGGACCCCCGAGGCCUAUCUCCCGGACACAUUAAAAGUGACAGUGAUGAUGAUGACCUGCCAAAUGUGACCUUAGAUAGUGUUAAUGAAACUGGAUCUACAGCCCUCUCUAUAGCCAGAGCUGUACAAGAAGAGAGCAUGUGGGGCUGUGCCAGGUCAACUUUUAACCCUUUGCGUUUUUUCAACUCCAGUCCAAUUUCACAAUUCAGUAUUGAGAGCACAAGGCGCCAGAGAAGAUCUGAAUCCCCAGACUCCAGGAAACGGCGCAUCCACAGAUGUGAUUUUGAAGGAUGCAACAAAGUGUACACAAAAAGUUCUCAUCUGAAGGCUCACCGAAGGACACACACAGGUGAAAAACCAUACAAAUGUACCUGGGAAGGUUGCACCUGGAAGUUUGCUCGCUCAGAUGAACUGACGAGGCAUUACCGCAAACACACAGGAGUGAAGCCAUUCAAGUGUGCAGACUGUGACCGCAGCUUUUCCCGAUCAGAUCACUUGGCGCUACAUCGCCGGAGGCACAUGCUGGUUUGAGAAGUGCUACUUGUCAAGCAGAAUAUAAGAGCUGGGUCUCUUAACUACAGUGAAUUCAGCAGGGCUGGAUCCCCUUCUACAGUGUUACAAAGGGCAUUCCAAGAUGUCCACAAUAAUAAAAAAAAAAAAGCAGGAAAAGAAGUGCCACUCUUCUCCUUUCCAUCUGAAAUUAAAACCCAUUCCCAUCCCCAGCAUGGCUACCCACCUACCUGCCCCACAAAUGUCAUCACAGUAUCCUGGGAGAUAGCAAGCUAAAUGCUGCAAGAAUGGGCAUUAUUUUCCAUGCUGUGUCCUUUAAUAAUGUUUAUAGCCUGUACAUUUUCUCAGCUGUUGGACAUUUUAUCCUUGAGAAUUACUGCUGGUUUGAAGAUCAGAUACCACAAACCGAUGAUGAGAGCAAGACUUCAUUAUUAUCCCAUCCUUUCCCCCUUUUUUGAGUACUGCCUAAUCCGUAUAGAAAAUACACCUCAUCUCUGCUACAGAACAGCAGCUUGAGAGUAGACAAGAAGAUUGUGUUGGAGAGGUUCCACUGUCUGAAGUGAAGGGGCACUUAAGCAGACUUUUGCAAUAAUGAUGGUGGCAUUUAAAUAUUUUACUACAGUUUGUCAUUAUGCCCUGAAAGACACCAAACACUUUCCUUUCCUUUCCUUUCCUUUCCUUUCCUUUCCUUUCCUUGUUUUUCUCUUUUUUUGUGGUCUGUAAAACAAAUGGGUGCAGCAGCAUUUCAGGUCAAGUACAAUAUAAGUAACUGUGCCCUACUAUAGACUUGUUUAGUACUAUUUUCUGGUUUGUAUAAAAAGAGCCUGCUUACACAUUUCUGUUUUCAAAGUGCAGUUUUCUGUCACAGGAAUCUUCCUGUCCUAUAUCCUAGUGUUUUAUUAAGGAAUUAGUGAAACAAAUUUAUACAUGCUGGCACCGUGGCAUAACUGUCCACAAAAUACAACUGAAUGUACAAAUGAGACAAAACAUAGAAGCAUUACAAUGGCAGAGAAAAGCAAUAAUGAAUAAAAUGGCUUUCAAGACAAUAACAUACUGGAGUCUUGCAAAACUCAACCUUCAUACCACUAAGGGGGCUGUACAAAAAUAAGACAUUAGAUCUCUUGUGUUGGCAGCUUAUGUUAGUCUUUUUGAUAUUUUUCAUCUGCCAGGUACCACAGUUAAAUAUAUCAAUUUCUAUCUAAUGUAACAGCUGCUUUGUGGUUGAAAAGGUGGUUUAGAUACAAGAGUGGGUAAGCCUUUAUUGUUGAUGGGUCAAUGGAUGCAUAAACAGAGAGGAUGUGCUGUCAAGAAGAUGAUCUGUAGUGUACUAGUUUCCUCCUUUGGAGGUUGAAAAUAAAGAGGCAUGAGCCUGCCCUUCAGUGCAACAUAAACAGCUGUUCGUAUGGGCUCCAGUGGCUAUCUCUGCAGAGAUUUUCAGCUCAAACCUCCUUUGUUUAAGUGAAAGCAGAUUGCUUAUCAUUCCCAUCCAGCCCAAUAAUUGUGAACCAAUUGGUAUUAGUUAAAUUAUAUGGUCAAGGGAGGAAUUCUUAGCCAACAGUUUUUCUUUAAAAUGGAACAGUAUUUUUCCUCCUUCUUCAUAAGGAUCUGCUUAUUCAGCUAAAUGUUACAAGAGGAUUGGUGAGAUUUUGUAUUUGCUGACAUUUUUAUAGUUUAGAGAGAAAAGUUAUAUACAUAAAGAGCUUUUGUAAUACAUUUAAUUAUGAAUACUCAGUUCCAGGAACUGUACAUAUUAAGCUCGCAAUGCCACAGGUUCAUUUUAAAAUGUUUGCCCAAUCUGAAUUAACUGCUGAUUCAUGGUAUCAUGUUAAGGGGAUUCGAAACCAAAAUUAUCUUUAAGAAAAGCCAGUAAAUACUGAAUAAGCUGUGAUUACAAACACUAAAACAAUGACAGUUAAUGGAAGACGAUUAUUUAUGGAGACACUUUUAUAUAAAUACCCAGCAGGCCCACAAUUUGAUCAUCCCUGUACACAUUUUUAAAUGUUCCCCUGAUAGGGAACAGUUGAACAGCCCUUUAAAUUAAGGACUGCAGGCCUGUUAAAACACCAGCUUCCCAACUGAGUGACAAACUCCACAACACAAGGAAAAGUAUGUACUACCAGUAUCUAACUGCCUCUUUCACUUCUCAUUCCCCUGUCCUAUUCUUAUAUCAGGCAGGUCACCAAAAUCCAUGACAAAAACAGCAUUUUAGUACCUAGCUUGCUCAUAACAAGCAGUGCAGAUAAUAUUGAGAGUAAAAGGGAUAGUAUCACAAGCUAAGAGAUUUCCAUAAGGCUGAAUUUACCAAAUCUGGUGGGCUUAUGCUGUACCAUAGUCAAAUCAGGCAUUACAUUCAUGCCCCACUUCCUCAGCAGCCACUACAGAUUUCCCACACCGCCCAUUUCCUUUACCAAUGGCAGUCAGUGGCAGGGGAAGUGGUGAUGGCAGCUGAAGUAGGAAGGUGUGAGAGUGGCUGAAGCAGAAGGAUACUGCCAGUUGGCAAUGUAAUUUGCACAUGCUCACCCUGGAAACUUUCACACCCCAUGCAGGACAUAUCCCACAGUUUGGGACACACUUCUCUGGCCAUUGGAUUGAGCUGUUGUGAUGUCAUCCAUCUGCAAACUGAGAUUUUAGCAACAGUUCUCAUUUAAAGAUCAGAUGUCAUCCAUAGGGUUUGCACAUUAUUUGUGGGAAUUACCUGUAUAGAAAUCACAAUUGUCCUUUUAAAGAUAUCAGUCAUUCGAAAAUCUAAAGCAUACAAGCACAAAUCAAAGUAUGAGAUUAUCUUUAAUACCCAAGAAUAUUAUAAUUGGAAAUUAGUCGGGUCUUAGUAACAAAGCAUAAAAAUGCAGAAUUUAUUGUGGGCACAUUUUACUUGAUGCCUACAGCAUCCCCUUUACAAAUAACAGCAUUUUCCAUUUUUAAGUUUACUUCACCAGAAGAAGACAGUUGGGAAAGUCUGGGUAAGUUUCAGGAAUGGCAGUGAGGGCUUUCAUCUUUUCUCUCAUCCAGUUGCCUACACAUUUAUAUAUUAGAAAUGUUGCAACAAAUAUUGGAAAGAGGAUCUGGUUCUACUCUACCAGUUUAAAACAGGGGUAAAGCCAUUAAAAUCAGAGAAGACACAUGUAUAAAACUUAUCAGUCAGAGACAAAGAGUUAUAUACUGAAUAUUUCUGAAAAUCCCCUUUGAAACAGUCCUCAAAGAGAAUACUUAGGCUCAAUGUUUACAGCGCACACCUGAAAGAGCUUUUUAUGUUAUUAUUGCAUCUAGACAGCAUAUACAGACAAUGUACAGACAUUCAGUUUCUACCUGGAGAGUCACUGCCUUCCCAGUAGAAAUCACAAGUGUACACAUGUUCAGGAUUUUUCUCCCAGAGCAAAAAUGGUUACUCUGAGAGAAAAAUAACCCAGGAACAAUCAGGGUUAAAUCACCCCAGGAGGGUUUCUCCUGGGAAAGCAAAUGCCUGUGUAUAUUCACUUCUGAGAGAAGCCACAACAAGGUCCUUCAGCAUCUCAGGGUGCUUUGGUUCUGUCCUUCCCUCCUCCCCAGGAGACUUUGUGUCACUUGGACUGGAUUUUACUGCUCCAGCCAAGCAGAGAGCAGAAUAUGCCUCCUUCACAAUCCCCUCAUUUUGCUGCAGGGAUACAGGGGCUAAGCCAGAGCAGUCUGGGGCAGUCAGUUAGGGCUGCCUUAUACAUUUCUACCAUCUGUUUCUGGGCAGAUUGAGGGAGCCUGCAGAGGAUGCUGAGAUGUGUGCACAGGGGCCCUUGGCUAAGCAACAUCCACACUGCAAGGUCUCUCCUCUUCAGGGCCUCAGCAUUAAAAUUUUUAUUUGGUUACAUUUUCUACUAGGAAAAUGAACACGGGAGAAUUCUACUAAAUCAUUUGAACGUGUGUACAUAGCCGCUGAUAGCUACAGUCUGCUAUUGGACUUGCAAGCACCACUGAAGUUAUUGAAGAGCUUCAGGUGUAUGAAUGCUUAGAAUUCAGCCCAUUAUGUUAAGUUAGGUAAUUUUCUUUAAUGCUCUUUUGUUCUUCUGAAACCAUUUAAGAAGUUAUUUUGUAAAGAGAAAAAGCUAGCCCAUAGUGUUCAGAUCUAGGCCCAAGCUUACACAGUUUUUAGGAGUGAUCUCAAGUCAAUGGCUUUGAUACAGACCUACCUGCAACCUUUAAGAAUUAUGCAAAGACCUGAGAAUCCCUCCAGUAUUUCCCUCGAUAACCUUUGCAUUAUGAAUAUAACCAGAGAUUUUUCUAUGUGGAAAGCUUACAUUGUAACCAGCAGGCAGAAGUAUGUGGUCUCAUCUUUAUAUAGCACAGAUAUGACUCACAUAAACAGCUGAAAAAUACAAAUAGGCACCAUCCCAUUCUUUCAAUGAAGCAAAGAUUUAUGCUCUUAAAUUUGAAUAAAUGGGAGAUAGGAAGUUAACUGUAGGCAUUGCAGCUUAGAUGUGCAGCUAAUGCUGCGAAGCACCAGACUUCAAGUGACUUUACAAGGAUGUUGGUCUGGUCAGUAAGGCCCAGUAGAAAACAGUAUAUGAAAAUAUAAUGAGCAGAUGUUUUAUUUGAAAUAAAGAUUUUUUAAACACCCAUAUGAUGUAGCACUUUGAAAUCAGCUCAUUGUAGUGGCCGUUUAUACAGGGGAUGAAGAUGCAGUACUCCUUAUUCUCUACUUUAUUUAUUAUACUUACACAGUUAAAUAGAUUUAGACUAACAUGUAUAUAAAAGAUUCUUAGCUCAAAUAAUGUUUAACAAAAUUAACAGUGUUAAAAUGGUAUCAGUGAUAUUGGAAUUUGGGGUAAAUUCACUUUGUGGAUCUUGGAUGAAUAGCUGGGCAACAUCCUAGGAGUAGAAAUGAGAAUAACAACCACCAUAAGGCUCAUUUUCUAUUAGCUGCAUUGAAAAUGUACCCCUAGUUGUCAUUUAUAAACAUAUCUUCUGAUAAUAAAUGCUCUUUAAUGGAAAUAUUCUUCUGCUGCUUUAUUGAGAGUGGGUGCCUCAAAAUGUGAAUAUAUUUGCUCCUAUUAAUAUCCCAUUAACUUUUUGUUAUUUGGGUUUUUUUUUUAAAAGAGGUCAAUUAGUAGAGUGUGUCUUCCACAGAGUUAGCAUAUACUGGUAGCUACCACUCAGCUAUUCCUCCCCACUCUGACAUGCUCAUAUAUACAUACCUGCAUAGAUACCUUUACACAUGUUGAUAUGCCUCAUCACAUGUGUGCCCAGAAACAAGAAUUUAACCAUGAUUUAACAAUACAGAGAAUUGGAAUUGGAAAUUACUAAUACUGUAAAAGAAAAUAUCACAUUAUUAAGAAACCAACUUGUAUUACUGUAUUAUGACUUUGCCUGUGUUUUAUAAUGAAGAUGUACAUAAAAAAAUUAAAAACUGUUAUAUUUUCACAGUUUCAUUAUAGAGUAACGGUAACUGUGCAAUGUAUGCUUAGCAAAUCAUGCCCAUUGGUACUUUUAAAUAUGUAAAAAUCUAAUCAAUUUCAGUAGUAAUUCAAUUUUUAGUAUGAAACCAACUAUAAGGAUACUGCAUCUUUAAAAACAAAAUAGAACAAAGGUAUUUUACUGUACUUGUAACAGUUUAAAUAUUCUGUAAUAUAUGUGAUAAUGGGAAAGUAUUUUCAAACUCACAAUUUUUCACAGGUUGUAAAUAGUUGAAAUGAAGUACAUUUUAAAAACAAAUCUUUUAGUUUUCAUCCAAAAAACCCUGCUCAGAUAAUGCCUUGUAAGGAAUGAAACUGUUCCAUUUUGUUAGAGCAUGGUCUGUCUGUGCAAAAUGGAGUGGCCACUCAUCCUGGUUUAUUAAUAGUGGUGUCAGAUGCAGUAAAGUCAUUUUGAGUCCUUGGGAACUGAAUUAGUUAAAACUCAAAAUGUCUGAAUCUGAAGAAAAUAAAACAAAACUACUAUAAAGAAUUUUCUCUGUGUGUGAUGACUGAAGUGUACUAAAGAUACAGUACCAACAGACUCAUUUAAUUUAAUUUGUUCUUAUAUUCCCCCAGCUAAAAUGUAUUUUGAUCAAAACUUUGCAGAGCUAAAACAGGUGGUUACUUUUUGCUGAUUCCAGGGGAAUUUAGUCUUUUAGAAAAAGUUGCAUGUCUGCAAAACAAAGUGCUAUUGGAUGGUUUGUUCUGGCAUUAGAAUGCACAUAUGAUUGCAAAAAGGAUAACAUAAAAUCCAUUAAAAAGAAACAGAAACUGAAAGUGCCUGUUCAUAACCAUUAGAACCUGUUGGGAUGUUCCUAUACUUUUACACAGCAAUAACUUCAAUUCAGUCCUUAUAGGAUUCUGUUAUCAAUAAGACAAAAAAAUAGAAUUACACUUGGACUACAGUAAUGCAACAUAGAACCAAACACAAAGUGCCAUUUAUCUUUUCACUUUCCAAGAUAUUGUGCUAGAGUUUUUUGUCAUUUUCUCUGAUAUCGUCUUUCACAUCGGGGGAAAAAAAAAACUGAAUCUUAAUUUACAAGUGACUCAUUUGUUUGUCAGUUCUAAGUGGGAAUAAGUGAAGGUCAUUGCCAAGCAAUGUGUUGGGGGUUCCCCACUUAAGUCUGAUUUGCCUGUGAGUCAUCCAGGCAUUCAGGGUAUUCUCUAGUGUAUUAAUCUGGAAAACAGCAAUAAGCUUCACUGUAACCCUAGCCACUGUUUCUAGAAAAAAACAGUAUGAUGUAUUGUUCUUCAGUGCAAAUACCUUUGAAGAUUCUCUCCAUUGACUUUGAACUCUUGAAAUUUAGAUUUCAUGCAUUGCUUAUGACUCCCGUUUUGACCCCUUGCAUAACGACUCUUUUUUGGCCUGUUUAGAAUUACCAGAAAACUCGUUGAAAUAUUUCAACAGUGGACAAAAAAUGGUCACGCUGGGGGGAGAGGGGGGUGGUCUUCUUUUUUCCUUUUUCUGAUACGUGGGUGGAAGCCUAGAGCAUUUUUUAAUAAGAAGCCAGAGGCAAGACUGAUACUUGCAAGCUGAACUAGAGAACAGCAGACAAGGUUCUUUGGGUAUAUCUGAUAUCUUUUAUUAGACCCACUCAAAUCUUAGUAGGUCUAAUAAAAGAUAUCAGAUUUACCCAAAGAACUUUGUCUGCCUAUGUCCUUAGACUAACAUGGCUACAACCUACACCCCUGGAACUAGAGAAAGCUUUUUUCAGGUUGAAUAACCUUACCAAUUAUAUGGCCUUCAGAAUUGUAUAAUAGACUAUUACUUUUAUAUUGAUUACCUAUAACCCAAGGUGGCGAGGGGUGUCCUUUUUUUUCAACUUGCUAGGUUUCUGACAGAAAACUGAAAGAAUUGAACUUUUCAAAUAUCAUGGUGAUGUCAUUUCUCAUUAGGUUUUUUCUGUUUCUUAAAAUAAAUCUACAGAUAAUCCAAAUUUAAAUAGGCUCCCCUAAUAGCCCUACGAAGUAUGAUAAAAUACUGUUUUCUGUGUUUCAACAAAAGAUACAGCAAUUUUUAAAGGAGUUUCUAAUUUAGCUGCAGUUUGCCCACACACUAUUUGUGCAUGCAAAGCUCCACAUUUGGGUUUGCUCCAGGAAGGGUAAAAAUGUGUCUGGUUUGCACGCAGGAUUUUGUGUGCACAAAAUAGCUUGCUAACAGAAAAACUGCAGGUGCUUUUGAAAAUGCAGGCCUGUGUGUGCAUAAACUACUGUUGAUGUUAGCAGGUGUCAAUUAAUCAUAUUUAACGACCAUUAGUUUAGUAUCAAAUUAUGGUUAAGCAUAUUAAACAUCAGUGCAAAUAAUCACAUUGCGAUAUGCAUAUAUUUACUCAAUCAUCCUGAACUUAAUCUCAGGCAUUAAGCACAUAAAAGAACUCAGCCUAUGCUGGGAAUCCUAGAAGAACACCAGGGAAUGUGGGAUCAACAGGACAAAAGAAAACAGGUUCUUUUUAGUGCACUAGAUGUUUUUUGGUUUUGUUUUGGAAAGAGGAUCUCACAGAAAUCUCUGUUGUUAAGGGGACUGUUUUACUCUAGCAUGGUGUCUGUUAGUUUUCCUUUUUUCAAAAGAAAAGUAGUGCAGUCUAUUAUCCAAAAGCCUGCAAUACAUUCUUGCUUCAUUCUAAAACAAGUAGACAUGCUUUAGUUGUGUUUGUUACAGAUGUGUCUCUGUAACAGUGCUGUGUUGCAUGGUUUCGGAUCAUUAAAAACUGGAUUACUGUUGUAUUAAGGACAUAAUCUUGCAUUGUUCAGCACAGGCAACAAUUCAGUGGGAAUUUUGAUGGUUAAAUAUAGAAUUGAGCUCUUAGUAAUAGAAAUGAUCUGGGAUACUGAUAUCUGUGUUUUGUGACCCCAACAUUUUCUACAGUUCAUUCUGUCAAAAACUUCAGUGAAUGAAAUUCUAAUGUGUAUAACAGUUCUUUAUGUUUCUGGAUAAUCUACUUCACAAGACCUACUUCUAUAUGCUGUGAACCCUUCAUUUAAAAGAAGACAUAUGGUCUGUAUGGGGUCACACUAGAAUACAGUGCAAAUGUUAUAGACUAUUAUUUGAUAAAGGCAUGAGCCAGUACAUUUGGAAUUAGAUUAAAGAUACCAGCCAACCAUCUCCAAAUUCUUAACACUGGAUUUAGCUAUAGGGUAUAUGGAAAGAUAGACUGGAGCCACAAUCCUUACAUCAGAGAUAUACUUUAAGAAAAAGCAGACUGAGGCAUUAUUUUUCGUUCUAGUCCCAGCCCUUUUCUAAGUACUAAUUUUCUAAGAACAGUAUUUUCCCCUUUAGUGCUAUACAUCGCUUCCUUUUUAAUCUAAACUCUCUGGAGAACAUCUACACAAUAUCCUCCCUUGGCUAAUUGUCUGUCUGUGAAAACCUAUAUCCACAACAGAACAUACACAGAUAUAUUUGUAAAUUGUUUAAAACAUUGGACACCACCAAACAUAAAGACUUCAACCCACAAACAACCCAUGCUCUAAGUGACUGAGAGGUUUGGACACUGCUAUCUACAUGUGAGGUCAUAAUUAAUAAUGAAUUUGAAAAGUUCUCUCAGCUGUGUUUAUGAAGAAAAAAAAGAAUGAUGAAAAAUACCCAUCUUGGCUAAGCCAAAUGUGGAUAGAGCAUAUUCUAUCCAUGCCAUUAGUAAGAUAUAAUGGUAAGGCCAGGGUUGAAUUUGGUCAGGUAUUUUUCCCUUCAGUUAGAUCAUUAUUUUUGUACAUAUCAAUAAUUGUUCAUAUGACCCUCCUGUGUAAAAAUACAAAAACAUCCCUCAUUUUACAAAGCUACUGACUUGGGACUGAAGCUUCACAGCAGUGGAAUUAGUAUGUACAGCACCUGAUUCUCUUUCCUAUGAUAAGAUAUGAAAGGCUCAUUAGCUGUAACCCCAUAGAGAUAAGAGUGUCAAUAGAGGUCCUACACUUACUUAAAAGUACCCAUGCUAGCAAGCAAAUGUAUUAGUUCCUUAAAUCUUUCUUUGGCUUUCUUUUCAAAAAGUUUUACAUGCAAAACAUUACUUUUCUCCAAGAAAAAAAAAUCAUCCGAAGAUCUAAUCUCCCAAUAGUUUCCUCUGCAUUUAUAUACUAUGUCGUGUUUAGGCAACACCUAUGUUAUAAGUUUAUUAAUAUUAUGUAAGUGUUGUUCUUGUAUUUUUGUAUAGUGUAUGUAUUGUAAAUAUACUCAGAGCUUUUUUUCCUCUUACUGUAAAAUGGUGAUUUUUGCCCUAUGAUAAUGUUAAGGGAGUCCCCUAAUGAAAUUCUGUCAGAGGAUGAGUAUUCCAGUCUAUUCUCAAAGAUUUAAAUGAACAAGUGUUACCGUUUUUAAUGGUGUCUCAGACAUAUUUUGUUGGUGCAUUGCUUUUCUGUAUUCACCUUUCCUAUGAAUUGAGCUGUGAACUGAAAUAGAGUUUAAACCUUUAAAUGUAUGCAUUUGUACAAUUAUCUGAAUGGAGGCAUGAAGGUUAAAUAAAGCAUUUUGUAUGGAACAAA